Molecule: messenger RNA, 1387 nt
Organism: Anthonomus grandis grandis
Lineage: Eukaryota; Metazoa; Arthropoda; Insecta; Coleoptera; Curculionidae
Exons: 4
Coding region: 174-1100 (308 amino acids)
Source: RefSeq, a predicted model, not a curated record
ACAGACCGGUUAUGUCAAUGUCAAAAAUGAGGGAGAAAAAAUGUCAAUGUCAAAGUCAAAAGAGAGGUAAACUUUUAGUAGUAAAUAUAUUUUAAUUAUUAAGACAAUAAACAAAAAGCCACUUAUCGAGGAAAUCCUUUCGAAAAAGGCGUAUUUGGUAGCUAUGUUAAUCGAUGGCAGAUAUAAAAUUUACCCUUCAACAAUUAGAGAGAUACAAUGACCGAAUGAAAAACUGCCUCAGUGACCCCCAAUGCCGUCCACUAUUACAAAAGUUCCUUAACCUCCAAAGAAAACCGAUGUUUAUCAGCGCCCUAAAACUAUGGGAGGCAGCUAACGGCACCGGCAACUGGGACGAAGACAGGAUGCUGGAUUUAAUCGAAGAUGUGGAUGAUUUUAAUGAGAAUCCUUUGUUAUCGAUAGCCGAAUGUCAACACAAGCUGGAUUAUACCAAAGAAGAAUGCAGUAGGAUUUUAAAUAAGGUUUUGCCAGAUUUCAUGAAUUAUUUGCAUAGAUACCACAAGCUAGACAUCCUACACAAAAUGUUCAAGUUCAUUGAUCAUAUAAAAGAAGUUGAGACCAAGGAACUUUUAAAACCAGUAACUUUAAAAGAUCUCAAGAAUUUAAUGGAAACAGAUGUCAAUAUAUUUCCCGAAUUCGGAGCGACCGCAAAAGUCUUGACAGAUGAAGAGCGAGAGGAAAAGUUAAAACAAAUGCGAAUAAAUAUACAAGAAAUAACAGCGAAAAAAGAGAAACUCAAAGAUUCUAGUUCUUUAGUUGAUGAGAAUAAAAAGCGUAUGGAAAGUAUUCUGGCGACUAUGCAAAAAAACUUAAGCCAGUUAGACCGAGUGGUGAAUGAGAUCGUCGGAGAGAGUUCGACUCGGGUCGAGCCGAAAUAUAAGGUAGACCCUCAAUUUCCCGUGCUCCUAAAAGAGUGUAAUGACGCGUUGAAAACUGUUGUACAGUAUUCAGAAGACUUACAAACUUUGAGAGAUUUCAAAGUCGAAGAGCUGAAGUUGCCUACUAACGAAUUAAUGCCUUUGAUAGAUGGAUUAGCCGAACAGAUGAUUGGGCUGUUCGGUGAGCCUGAAACUGAAAAGUAAUAUUAAGGAGUUUUUUUUGUAUAUUAUAUGUUUAACAUAUACAGUAUUAUUAUUUUUUGUUUUCUUAAGGUUACUCUCUAUAAUAGUUGGUUAUUGUAAUUUGGUGCAGAAGGCUUGGCAAAAACAUGUGAUAUUCGUGCCUAAGCUAAAAAGAUAAUAAUGUUAGUUAACUUUUGCCACAGGCCUCCUGAAUUAUUAUUUAAUGAAAAUUUUUCUUUUGUUUUGGUUUAAUUGCAUGAGUUUGUUAAGUUGGAUAAUUAUUGAAUAUUAUUUAUUAUUAAUUUUAA